Closterium sp. Yama58-4 is the source of this 3570-nucleotide messenger RNA. NCBI's taxonomy places the organism in Eukaryota, Viridiplantae, Streptophyta, Zygnematophyceae, Desmidiales, Closteriaceae. The record is from the annotation of a GenBank genome assembly.
AUGGAGUCCUUGAGAAACUUUCACCCACUUCAAGGGUCUUCAUUUUCUCAAACGUUCUCUGCUGAUGCUGCUACAUUUCGUGAUCCCGGAAGUCAGAAGACCAGUAACAUGGGAUUUGAACAGCGGUGCGUCCCCGUGUCUAGUGACAGUUUUCAGCUCCAUGUUGACAACAGUAUCGGAAAUUUGGCGUCUGUACUCUCUGAGGAUAAUGCUGAAGCUUUGAAUGCAACCUUGAAGCUGUGGGGCCAGGAGAAUGGCUCCAACUUGCUUCAGAAAGUGGCUGCUGUCUUGCAUCAUGCUGUAAAGGUGGAUGCUGUGAGCUGUCUCGCGUUUCUUCUUGAAUGGUCUGAUGACGGUCAACGGCUCUCGCUUGAUCAACUCGACGACACAGGCGUGACAUGUUUGAGAAAUGCUGCUGUUAGCGGAAGCGUUCAGUGCCUUGAGUUACUCCUGCGUCGAAGAGCCAAUCCCGAGAUUUUGUGCAGAGAUGGCAAGCGUGCUAUUGAUGCCGUUUUGGAGAGCAUCGGGACAAAGUUGAAACCUCUUGAAAUCAAGUCCUUGGAGAGUUUGUUUAGUCGAGUAAACAUCCAGGAAUUGAAUGUGGUCCGUUUGCUUUUCAAGCACUCAGGAGAUGCUCGGAGGCUGGUUUUGGACCUCACUUGGAGUGGCAUAUUAGAAAAUUUUGCCGCCCUUCUGCUUGCUGUUGGGGAUUCUCUCGUUAAUAUGGUGUUUCAACUCAAUGGAGAAGACACCGCUUUAGUUGACAUGCUUGUGGACAUUGCACUUCUGUCUGCAGAAAGUCGUGUUUCAGCUUAUGGCUGGCGGCUGAGCCGCGAAGUUGCAAUCAAGGAGCUUGAGUUGAUUGCAUUAUGGAGGCCAAUUCUGAACAGGACGAACAGAAGGCCGGCAGGCUUCCGGCCUGACUCCAUUCUCACGCCUCCACUCAUCAAGGCAGCGCGGGCUGUUGACGCUGAUCUCGUCCGAAUACUCGUGAAUGGUGGAGCUUCAGUUCUGGAGACGGAUUGCCAGGGCGACAGUGGACUUCACUGUUGCCUCCGUACCUCUGCUGGAACGAACCUCAUUGGGGUUGUCUGGAAACUCAUAGAGGCAGGCUCAUCUGUUUCCUUGGGAAACAACGAUGGAAUGACGCCUGUACAUAUUGCUGCUCAAUUUGGACAUUCAGACCCACUGAAGAUAAUGGUUGCAAGAGAGCCUGCUGCAGUUUACUUCCUGACACUGGCACGAGAGACGCCCUUGUUCUGGGCUUUACGAGGCAACCAUACCGAAUGUGUGAAGAUAUUGCUCUUUUGGGGUGCAGACAGGCUCUUCACAAAUUCAAGAGGGGAGCGACCUUGGGAUGUUGCCACCGAGGAAGGGAGAAGGCUUCUGGAAAUGGAGACUUCUGCAGAUGACCUGAGGGAUUAUUUUGACGAGCAUUUUGGGCCUGUAGUGGAUGCUGUUGUGAUUGGCAGUCAGUCAGGCGACCAUGUUCAAUCCCGUGGCUUUGGAUUUGUCACAUUCAAAUACGAACAGUCCGUCACUGCUGCAGUGAAAGAGCAUUACGUGAUUCUGUUUGGGAAAAAGGUCGAGAUAAAGAGCGCAAUCCCAAGGCCGCUGAUGAUAGCAGCAGGAAAUCAGGCGACAAACGUGGCAGAACAGAGGAAAGCACUGGAUUUUAGUUGUUCGCUCUCACCAAACUCGAGUGAGAGCUUCAACAGCUCUGGUCAAGGCAGUGCCAACUGCGAAAGCUCUCUGACUGACGAGGCAGGCACAGGGGAAGGGAUGGAAGCACCACCUGUUUAUGAUGGUCCACCUCCUCCCUGGCUCAUUCGGCUGAGGGAGUGGCUUCCUUCAUUCCUUCAACAGGUUUCUGGGCGGCUCAAGGAAGGGGAAUGGUAUCCAUUGUCUUCGCUGAAGGGCGACUUCCGUGCAACUUGUGGCAUGGAGCUCGAUCACCUUACCAUUGGGUAUCCAAAAUUGAGUGACUUUGUCCGCUCUUUGUCUGACAUCUGCCGCAUGAAGAUUGUCCCUGUGGGGCGAGGUCCUGCAACACACAUGGUUCUGCUACCUCCAGCCGGACAAGGAACCUUUGGUGGAGGUCCUCCGGGACAAGAUGCGCCCCUCAGCACGUCCCCUCAUGCUUUGGGAAUGGGGGCCCAAACAGCUUCUGAAUUGGAGCAGCCCAAUCAGUUGCUCAUGGAGAAGCCCAAGUUUCCGUUUAUUCCAACGCUUCAAGCAAGCCCUUUUGAAAGCAUUUCCCCGGACGUGGACCUGAACUAUGGCUCUUUUCACGCGAAUCUGCAAGCAUCAGCAUUUCAGAUGCUCCAGAAAGGUCAGGUGAUGCCACUCGAAGCAGAAAACAUGUCGGGCUAUGAGCGUCUUGCUUCGCUGGCCCAAAGAAUUCAUCGCCCCAGCAGUGUCCCUCCUGUAAUUCGAGGCCAACCGGAGCAUUUUAACAACUUCAACCCCAUCCCUCAGCCACCACCAUAUCUCCCUACCCCAAUAGCCCGCCCGUCGCCGCCUGCAGCAGGCGACGGGCAUGGACAGGGUUCACAGGGUCACGACCAUGAAGACUCGCGACUGGAGUACGACAUUCUGAGCUUCCUGAACGAUGAUCCUGCUGAUAUGGGCGGGUCGCUGACGCCUGAAGUGCGCAACCGAUCGAUGAGCUGCCCCGCGCCAGACCCAACGAUGCUGAAGUCGCUGAACAUGCUUGACGCGAACGAUAUGUUUGGUCAAGCGAACACAAAACCCUUCCGUUUUUCUGGAGCCGGGCUGCUGCCAGUGAACGUGCAUGGAAAUGUACUACACCAGUUCGUUCCGUUGACUGCUCAUGGCAGUUCUCCUCCCAGUUCCGGCCAGGAGGGAUCUGCCACCAACAACGCUCCCUCGAAGCUGCAUGAUCCGUUUCAUCCAGCUAUUGAUGCCGAAACUUCGGCAUUCCCUGGAGCGCGCGACAAACCGUCAGUCGCGGCAGAAUCUUCCCAGCCAGUGCUGGGGAACUACGCGAUCGACUCGACUCGGAAAUUUCCGAGUCAUGUCAGCGGGGAAGACGCGCUUCUAUCACUCAAACCGCUCGAGCCGAGAGCUCAGGGUGCCUACAACAUGUGGGCUAUACAAAACCCACAUGGUCAACCGAAGCAGGCGCCCAUGCUGCCUACGAACUGCUUUCACCCUUACCAGAGCCAGGGGUUCCGUUCCCAGACAAUCACACAAGCCCAUCAGAUUCCAUGGAUGCAGCAGCCGCUUCCCCCGCUGGGUCCCGGACUUAUGCGGCCGCCACUGCCCGUGCCGAAGCAGCUGCCAGUGGGGCAACCUCUUCAGCAGUGCAAUAUGAUGGAUGCUCGUUCCCUUCUAUCCCAGCAAAUAAAUCCUCAGCAAAUAAAUUCCGGGGGCGGGGUCGAGGAGGUGUGCAUGGUUUGCUGGGAGCGCCGAGCUCUGUGGCUAGCUCUCCCUUGCGGUCAUCGCUGCACUUGCACUGUGUGCAAGGAUGUGCUUCAGCAGCGUGCUGGGGGUCAUCCUUGCUGUGCGCGGUGCAAGAUUCCAGUGGUUCGGUGGAUGGCACUGUGA